This is a messenger RNA of Eruca vesicaria subsp. sativa (arugula), 2616 nucleotides long. The record is from the annotation of a GenBank genome assembly. Lineage: Eukaryota; Viridiplantae; Streptophyta; Magnoliopsida; Brassicales; Brassicaceae.
CUCAAAACCAAAGUUGCUCACUCCUUCACACAUGCUCCAAAGUCCCCACUUCUUCUUCUUCAAUCUCUUUUCAUACCUCCACACCAUUGCUUAACGUUUCUCUCUCCAAUCCACCGGAAAGAAGAUGAUAUCGUGGCACGACCUCUACACGGUCCUCACGGCCGUAAUACCUCUUUACGUCGCUAUGAUCCUCGCCUACGGCUCUGUACGGUGGUGGAAAAUAUUCUCUCCUGAUCAAUGCUCAGGAAUCAACCGUUUCGUGGCCAUCUUCGCCGUCCCUCUCCUCUCUUUCCAUUUCAUCUCCACAAACAAUCCAUACGCCAUGAACCUCCGUUUCAUAGCAGCCGACACUCUCCAAAAAAUCCUCAUGCUCGCACUUUUAGUCCUCUGGGCUAACUUCACCCGCUCCGGUAGCCUCGAGUGGAGCAUCACAAUCUUCUCCCUCUCCACUCUUCCCAACACACUCGUCAUGGGAAUCCCUCUCUUGAUCGCCAUGUACGGUGAAUACGCCGGUUCACUCAUGGUCCAAGUCGUAGUCCUCCAGUGUAUCAUCUGGUACACGCUUCUCCUCUUCCUCUUCGAGUUUCGCGGCGCCAAGAUGCUCAUCAUGGAGCAGUUCCCCGAGACGGCUGCUUCCAUAGUUUCCUUCAAGGUUGAAUCUGACGUCGUUUCACUGGACGGCCAUGACUUUCUUGAAACGGACGCAGCGAUAGGUAACGACGGGAAGCUUCACGUCACCGUGAGGAAGUCAAAUGCUUCCCGUCGUUCCUUCUGCGGGCCUAACAUGACUCCACGUCCGUCUAAUCUCACCGGAGCUGAGAUUUAUAGCCUAAGCACCACUCCUAGAGGCUCAAACUUCAACCAAUCAGACUUUUACUCGAUGAUGGGUUUCCCCGGUGGCCGUCUCUCCAAUUUCGGUCCGGCUGACAUGUACUCCAUGCAGUCUUCAAGAGGUCCCACUCCGAGACCUUCGAAUUUCGAGGAGAAUUGCGCCAUGGCUUCCUCCCCGAGAUUCGGGUAUCACCCAGGAGUGGGAGGCGGGUCUUACCCGGCUCCCAAUCCUGAGUUCUCUUCAACAACGGCUACAUCUACAGCCAACAAAGCUGUUGGUAAAACUCCUAAAGACACCAACUCAAAUCUUCAAACAAGCGACAAGUCAAACAAUCAUGACGCGAGCUCCAAGGAACUACACAUGUUCGUGUGGAACUCCAACGGGUCACCAGUUUCGGACCGGGCAGGUCUUAACGCCCCUGAUACGGGAUCAAACAAUGAACAAGGCGGAAGAUCCGACCAAGGUGCUAAAGAGAUCAGGAUGUUAGUCCCCGACCAAUCUCAGAACAGUGAAAACAAAGCUCUAGCUCGCCCCGCGAGUGGUGACUUGGGGAGAGAAGAAGAAGGAGAGAGAGCAAAUGACGCUGAGAACGGACUGAACAAACCUGCUCCUAAUGCGGUGCUACAAGCGAAGACAGGGCUCGGAGCCGUGGCUGGAGGUGAAGCAAGUCAAGCGAAACAUAUGCCUCCGGCUAGUGUGAUGACGAGGCUGAUACUGAUCAUGGUGUGGAGGAAGUUAAUCAGAAACCCAAACACUUACUCUAGCCUCAUUGGUCUCAUCUGGGCUCUCGUUGCUUUCCGGUGGCACGUGGCAAUGCCCAAAAUAAUACAGCAAUCUAUCUCCAUUCUAUCUGAUGCUGGUCUUGGAAUGGCAAUGUUCAGUUUGGGGUUGUUCAUGGCGUUGCAACCCAAAUUAAUCGCUUGUGGGAACUCAGUGGCAACAUUUGCGAUGGCGGUAAGGUUCCUCACAGGUCCGGCCGUGAUGGCUGUUGCUUCUAUAGCUAUUGGAUUGCGUGGUGAUUUAUUGCGUGUCGCCAUUGUUCAGGCCGCAUUGCCUCAAGGGAUUGUACCGUUUGUGUUUGCAAAAGAGUACAAUGUCCAUCCUGCUAUUUUAAGUACAGGGGUAAUAUUCGGAAUGCUUAUAGCACUUCCUAUCACGUUGGUUUACUACAUUCUACUCGGGUUAUAAGCUUUUAAUUACGUGAACCCUUAAGGUGGAGCGUGUAGAGGGAGAAGAAAGAAAAGAACACAAGAGAGUGUUUCAACUUGUGGGUUAGAGUAUAUAAGUAAAACUAUAGAGUAGCAUAAUUGAAGGAGGAUGAUGCCUACAUCACAAACCAAGAAACCCUUUCUUCUCCAUAUAGAAUAUUGGGAGAUAAUAAGAACGAGACAGUGGGACGCAUAUAAGGAGGAGCAAAACAUGGGGCAACGAAACAACAAAGAUGAAUAAAAUAUUGGAGGAAGAAGAUUUUUGUAACUUUUUAUAAGGAGCACCAAACCCCCUAUCGUUUUCAUGUGUUCUUUAAUUAGAUUGAUUUCGGGCGACAAUUGAAUUGAUUACUGUGUAGUUUUUGUUUCUUAGCGAAGAAAAGUGUGGUUUUCAAUUUCCCUAGUUCAAGUUUUUACAUAAGCAACAUAACGCUUUUAAAAGCAGUGUUAUUCGUCUUAAAUUGCUGAAAUUUUAAUAAGUUUUGUAAUAAAGUGGGUGGAUUUACUGAUCCUUGUCUGCUGUGAUAAUGAGAAUGGUAGUGGAAGCAAUGAGUUGUACGCUUUGGCACUGAAAGC